Cylindrotheca closterium is the source of this 978-nucleotide messenger RNA. NCBI's taxonomy places the organism in Eukaryota, Bacillariophyta, Bacillariophyceae, Bacillariales, Bacillariaceae. The record is from the annotation of a GenBank genome assembly.
AUGAUCUCCAGUUUUCCAAUGAUCUCCAGUACCAACAACAGGCACCGAAAGGAUAGCUGCAGCAGCUAUGACAAUCUAUUGUCGCUUAUGAUCAGCCCUUUGCUGCCCAACUUGGAUGAACCAAGUUCAUCUCUUCCUUCGUCUUUCAUGGACCCCUUUGACGAUCUAAGCAUGGAACCUGUCCCUCUCAGCGGAUCGAAAGGCCAAGCGCUUCCAUCGCUGGUCCAAUCUGAUUCCAUCUUCUUCAUGAAUGACGAAUCAGCUUUUGAUUCGAUCUUUAUGAACGAAGUCGUCAGCAACGAACCCACUUGCACUCCUACUCCUAACCAUCUACAAGACCUCAUCAGCAUUCUGGACCCCCUCACUACCUCUAAUCAAGGGGCCAAAAGAAGCAACGAAGCCUUCUUCACUGGUGAUGACCAAGUGCGCGCCAAAAAGCGCCAACGACCGAGCUACACACAUGCUGUUACUCCCGCAGAAGAAACUAUGGUUCGGUUCCGACCGUACCAGGAGACACAAUGGCGAGCGCAGUUCCAAAAGCUCAUCCAGUACAAGCUUGAGCAUGGACAUUGCUCCGUUCCUCAUGCUUAUCCAGAGGAUCCUAUUCUAGCUCGAUGGGUCAAGAGACAAAGAUACCAAUACAAGAAGUUCAACGAUAACAAUCCUACGUCUACGAUGACGACUCGCCGCAUUCAAGAGCUCGAAUCCAUCGGCUUUGUGUGGGAUUCACACAAAUCGGCUUGGCUGGAGAAGCUCAAUGAGCUCAAGGUCUUCAAGCAACAACGAGGUCACUGCAACGUCCCCUCUAACUACCCACAGAAUGCCGCUCUGUCAACUUGGGUCAAGUGCCAACGUCGUCAGUACAAACUGUUCAUCACAGGGUCUUCAUCUUCGACCAUGACGCUGGAACGUCACCAAGAUCUCGAAUCCUUGGGUUUUGUCUUUGACAUCCAAAGCCCGUCGAGGAAAACAAACUGA